CUCCAAUAGGAAAUCCAGCUAUAGCCUCAGUAGAAAAUCCAGCACCAGCUCCAGAAAACGAUCUCAUUUCAUUUGAUAAAAACCAACCGAUGCAUCAGCCAGCCCAGCUGAGAAAAAAAAAUGUGCCACCUGUCGAUCUUUUAACUAAUGAUAUUUCAAAUAUAAAAGCUGGGCCAAGAAUUAAAAAUAAUAAAAAAAUUAGAUCAAACCCUAUACCUAAAACAGAUGAAGAAUGGUAUGAUUUAAUGGAAACUGAUAAUAAAGAUAGUGAACCAAGCGAUUCAGAAUAUAAUACAGCGGAUGAAGAUCCAGAUAUAUAUUUCGAAAAAAGAAAAGAUCCAUAUAUUAAUAGAAUAUCGGAAACUGAAAAAUUUAAUGAAGGAGAGGUAUGUGAUUACUAUGCAUUUGUGCCAAAAGGUUAUUAUGCGGAAAACGAGCCAUUAGGCUUUUUUGAAUCAAUUGAGGAAAAAAUUGCUGAUGUGUAUAAAAAAGAAUUAGUUUUAAAGAGAGGAUUAAAGCCAACAUUUAAAUCAAUUCCAUUCAAAUAUAGUACAAUAGAAAUAAUAAGAGAAGAUAGAAUUAAUGCAACUAUAAAAAAAGGAUAUAAUGAAAUUAUAGAUGAAAUAGAAGAUGAAGCAUUACAAGAGUCAGGAUGGUCUUUUGUUCGAGCAGAAGAGGUAUUUCUCGAGAUAAGUGCAUUUAGACCAUUGCGAGGUAGUAGUUAUUUAGCUUUACCGAAAGCUUUAGAUAAACCUCUACUAGGAUUAAUUAAUCCACAAAAUAAUGAAGAUAAUGAACUUAGACGUAAUGCAAAUAUUGCUAAUUUUGAAGGUAUAAAAUUUCCAGCAACACUACAUGAUGUUGAUAAAUUCGAGGAAAAUAAUCCAAACUAUGCUAUAAAUAUAUUUCCACCAUUUUAUAGAGAAGCUUUCAGAAAAAUAAUAGUAGAUAUAGACCUAUUACAUAUUUCAGAACGAAAUUAUCAAGUAGCACAUAUGAUAGAUUUAUUAUAUUUAACAGAAGAUUUUGAGCGAUUAUUGCAUAAGUGGAAUAAUCAUCAUGGAAAGAAAUACUUUUGUCGAAAAUGCUUGCGAUUUCCAUAUAGUAGAUUAGAUCUAUUACAAGAACACAUUCCUAAAUGCCCAGGUUCAAGUAAAGCCUCACAAUAUUUAAUUCUUCCAGAAGAAGCUGAAGAGAUCGAAGUAGAAAAAGAAGAUAAAGAAGGAAAUACUAUAAAAGAAGCAGAGCAAAAAGUAAUUUCAUACGAAUAUACAAUACAUUGUUCAGAUGGAAAAACUCAAAAACCGGUAAUUAAUCGAGAAUCAAAAAACAUAAUAAAGGACUUAAUGUAUAAUCUUCAAGAAGAUCUAGAUGUUAUUUUAAAUAAGCUCUGUGAUCCUCUUCCAUGUGAAAAAUUGAUACCAAAAUUAUGGAGGCAGUAUCAAACGGCAAACAAAUGUUGGAUAUGUGAAAAAAAAUUACACGAAUCAGGAUACAAUAAAAUUCGGGUAUUUGAUCCAGAAACUAAAAAAUAUUUAGGAGCUUUGCAUAGAAAAUGCCACAGGAAAAAGCCAAUGAUUCAAGGUAAAUGGAAGGAUGAAAAUGCAGGUAUCAGAGUUACUGGUUAUGUCGGGGUUAGAGCGAAAUGUUAUAGCGUUAUUACAGAAAAUCCACAAAAAAAUAUGAUCAAAGCGAAGGGUCUUAAAAAAUCUCUUAUCAAAAAAGAGCUUACACAUAAAAUAUUCGAGGACUGUGUUUUAGAAAGAAAAGAGGAUCAGCCACGAACUGCACAAUUCCUCUGA
Molecule: messenger RNA, 1802 nt
Organism: Acaulospora morrowiae
Lineage: Eukaryota; Fungi; Glomeromycota; Glomeromycetes; Diversisporales; Acaulosporaceae
Source: the annotation of a GenBank genome assembly